AUGUCUAAAGCAAACGCUGUCGGAAUUGAUCUGGGAACAACUUAUUCGUGCGUUGGUGUAUCCCAGCAUGAAAAAGUCGAAAUCAUUGCUAAUGAUCAAGGAAAUCGCACGACUCCAUCUUAUGUGGCCUUCACGGACACUGAACGUCUGAUUGGCGACGCUGCUAAAAAUCAAGUGGCAAUGAACCCGUCGAACACUGUUUUUGACGCGAAGCGCUUGAUUGGACGCAAGUUUGACGAUCCAGCCGUUCAAUCCGACAUGAAGCAUUGGCCGUUCAAGGUUAUUCAAGGAGAAGGUGCUCGUCCAAAAAUUCAGGUGGAGGUUAAAGGAGAAAUGAAGGCGUUCUUCCCUGAGGAAGUUUCGGCAAUGAUCUUGACUAAAAUGAAGGAAACGGCCGAAGCAUUUUUGGGACAAACUGUCAAGGACGCUGUCAUCACUGUGCCAGCCUACUUCAACGACAGUCAACGCCAAGCCACAAAGGAUGCUGGAACGAUUUCUGGACUUAAUGUUUUGCGUAUCAUCAACGAGCCAACUGCUGCGGCCAUCGCUUAUGGUUUGGAUAAGAAGGGCCAAGGCGAGCGCAACGUCUUGAUUUUUGACUUGGGCGGUGGAACUUUUGAUGUGUCAAUCUUGACUAUUGAAGAUGGUAUUUUUGAGGUCAAGUCGACUGCUGGAGACACUCACCUUGGAGGCGAAGAUUUUGACAACCGAAUGGUCAACCAUUUUGUUGCUGAAUUCAAACGUAAGCACAAGAAGGACCUUGCCACCAAUCCACGUGCUGAACGUCGUCUUCGUACUGCUUGUGAACGCGCUAAGAGGACUUUGUCUAGCUCCACUCAAGCGAGAUUGACUCUCUCUUUGAUUGAAUCGAUUUCUACACCAACAUCACUCGUGCACGCUUUGAAGAGCUUCGCGCCGAUUUGUUCCGCAGUACUAUGGAUCCAGUUGAGAAAUCAAUUCGUCGACUUCUUUUCUGGUAAGGAACUCAAUAAGAGCAUCAACCCGGACGAAGCUGUCACCUAUGGAGCUGCUGUUCAGGCUGCAAUUUUGUCUGGCGAUAAGUCUGAGAAUGUUCAGGAUCUUCUUCUUUUGGACGUUGCCCCACUCUCGAUGGGAAUUGAAACUGCUGGUGGCGUCAUGACUCCGUUAAUCAAGAGAAACACGACUAUUCCCACCAAGACUUCUCAAACGUUCACUACCUAUUCUAACAAUCAGCCUGGUGUUCUUAUUCAGGUCUAUGAAGGUGAACGCGUUAUGACAAAGGACAACAACUUGUUGGGAAAAUUCGAAUUGAGUGGAAUUCCUCCUGCUCCUCGUGGUGUUCCUCAAAUCGAAGUCACCUUUGACAUUGACGCCAACGGAAUUUUGAAUGUUUCUGCCCAAAACAAGUCGACUGGAAAGCAAAACAAGAUCACCAUCACUAAUGACAAGGGACGUCUUUACAAAGAUGAGAUUGAGCGUAUGAUCCAAGAGGCUGAGAAAUAUCGUGGCGAGGAUGAGAUUUAGUGUGAUUGUGUUUCGGCUAAUGUAAGAAUGGACUUGAGUCUUACUGCUUUAACAUCAAGCAGACAAUGGAUGAUGAUAAGGUUUGUUUUUGAGGGAUAAAGUUGGGCUUGGUUGUCUUGGGAAUGGGUUUUCUCGUUUGAGGGUUGUAUGUUUUGGUUGGUGAUAGGAUGUGCCGUCUUUAGGGAUGAACUGGGAAUAGAAAAGGGUGUCUUGUGUGGUGAUGAUCUGGGGGAAAAGGAGCUUUUUUAAGGUUAUUAGCUUGGGUUAGGGAUGAGAUGUCCUGUUGGGGUAUGAGAUAGAUUGUUUUCGGCCUUUCUGUUCUGACCCUUUCGUUUUCUGAAUCCGUCAGGGUCGUUUUCUGAAUCCGAUGGUAUUUUUGAGG
Meloidogyne enterolobii is the source of this 1888-nucleotide messenger RNA. Lineage: Eukaryota; Metazoa; Nematoda; Chromadorea; Rhabditida; Meloidogynidae. The record is from the annotation of a GenBank genome assembly.